Molecule: messenger RNA, 3039 nt
Organism: Cryptomeria japonica (Japanese cedar)
Lineage: Eukaryota; Viridiplantae; Streptophyta; Pinopsida; Cupressales; Cupressaceae
Product: nardilysin-like
Exons: 1
Coding region: 133-2976 (947 amino acids)
Cellular component (GO): cytosol
Molecular function (GO): metal ion binding
Source: RefSeq, a predicted model, not a curated record
UUUUACUGAAACUGAGUUCUGAUAUGGACAAGCAGGAGGAUCAGUUUUAGAGAAGAAAAAGAAGUUGGAGUGUUGUUACCUGGAAUUUUCUUGAGCAGCAGUUUUUUUUUGUUUGUGCCUUAAACAACAUUGAUGGCUUUUGGCAAAGGAGAGAUCAUUAAAUCCCCUGAAGACAAGGCUCAAUAUAAAAUUGUUCAUCUACCUAAUGGUUUAACAGCAGUUUUGGUCCAUGACCCACAAGUCUUAUCAGAAAAAGAAGAGAAAUCUGAUCCAUCUUCAUGGUUAGGCACCUCCCCCAUUAGGAAUGCAGCAGCAGCUAUGUGUGUGGGAGUGGGGUCCUUCUCUGAUCCAGUGGAUGCCCAGGGUCUUGCUCAUUUUCUAGAGCAUAUGUUGUACAUGGGAAGCUCUGGAUUUCCAGGGGAAAAUGAGUUUGAUACAUAUGUAGCAAUGCAUGGAGGCAGUUCAAAUGCUUAUACAGCUAAUGACUGUACAUUUCAUUAUUUUGAGGUGAAUGGCAAAUUCUUAAAGCCAUCUUUGAAGAGAUUUUCCCAAUUACUGACCUCACCAUUGGUGAAAGCUGAAGCUGUCCAAAGAGAGAUUGAAGCAUUAGAUUCAGAGUUUGCUCAGGCCUUGAAAUGUGAUAAUGAUCGUCUUGUGCAAGUGCAAUGUCACACUGCUGCAGCAGGACAUCCUUUAAACAGGUUUAUAUGGGGCAAUAAAGAGACUUUGAUGGCAAAAGGUGUUGAUAAUAUAAGAAGAGAACUUCUUGAUUUCUUCAAUGAAUAUUACGUUGCUGGGCAUAUGAAACUUGCUGUAAUUGGUGGAGAAUCACUAGAUAUGUUAGAAGAAUGGGUUAUGCAGUUGUUUGGGAAUGUGAGAAAAGAUGUUUCUCAGAAGCUCACUUUUCACAAUUCAGAAGCACUAUCAAUUUGGAAGCCAGGAAAAAUGUAUUGGAUUGCUGCUAUGAAAGACGUUCAUGAUCUCAUACUAACAUGGCCUCUUCCUUUUCUAUGCACAGAAUACUUAAAGAAGCCAAUGGAAUAUAUAUCUCAUCUCAUUUGCCAACAGGGUAGUGGUAGUUGCUUGUCUCUUCUUCAAAGUAAAGGUUGGGCAACAUCUAUAGCCAUGUCAACCUCAUUGCAGGAUGAGAUAGGUGAUGGUAGAGGUUUUGUGGGCUACAUGUUUCAGAUAAAAAUAGAGCUCACCAUUUCAGGAUUACAAAAGGUUUUGGAGGUUAUAAGGAUUUUGUAUCAAUAUAUCAAGUUUCUAGUUCAUGUAGGUCCACAAGAAUGGAUAUUUAAGGAGCUUGAAGACAUUGGAGAUCUAUGUUUUACCUUUGCAGAAAAGCAAUCACAACAUGAAUAUGCAAGCCACCUUGCAAAGAAUUUGUUGAAGUAUCCAGAAGAGCACAUCCUCUAUGGAGAACAUGCAUUCAAAAUAUGGGACCCAAAAUUGAUAUCACAUGUCUUGAGCUUCUUGAACCCAAACAACAUGAGAGUUGAUAUAGUGACAAAAUCAUUGAACUUGGGAUCUCCAGCUAUCCGGUAUGAGCCAUGGUUUGGUGUGCCUUACUUUAUUCAGAGUAUUCCAUCGUCCAUUUUAAAGGGUUGGAAAUGCAGUCAUUUCAUAGAAGCUGGUUUGCAUUUGCCACAUAAAAACAAUUAUAUUCCAAGAAAUUUUUCCAUGAGAAGCAUGGAUGACUAUGGUACAGGCAACUUUGAGAUUCCAAUAUGUAUUAAUGAUGAUCAAUUGAUCAAAAUAUGGUAUAAGGAAGAUCAUCAUGUUCCUCAGGCAACUGCUUACUUUUGGAUAACAUUUCUAAAUAGACCUCACUAUUCAAAAAUAAAGGCCAUUGUAUUGACGGAGAUGUAUGUGUUGCUUCUUUUGGAUGCUCUCAGAGAAAUGUUGUAUCAGGCACGAGUUGCUAAGCUGAAUAUCAAGAUUUUCAAUGUAGGACAAUGCAGGUUUGAACUCAAAAUAUGGGGUUUUAGUGAAAAUCUACCAGUUCUAACUUCAAAUAUUUUGAGAUUUUUAAAAACAUUCAUACCAGCAGAGAAGCAGUUUAAGAUGAUUAAAGAGCAGAUGAAAAGGAAUUACAAGAAUAUGAAUAUGAAUCCAAUGACCCAUUGGGAAUAUCUGAUAUCUUCAGAGUUCGACAAAAAACUCUCCUGCCUCAAUUCAUUAUCUCUUUCAGAGAUAAAAAAACAUAUCUCAGCAUUGUUUGAAGAGGUUCAUAUUGAAGGACUUUGUCAUGGUAAACUAUCUAAGGCAGAUGUUACUAAUAUUGCAGAUAUAUUCAAAUUGACAUUUGCAUCAGCAAUACCUCUGCAGGCAGAGAUAUGUUGGACGAAAAAUAGCCUCCCACAUGGGGCAAGGCUAAUAAAGGACACAUAUAUUAAGAACAAGACAGAUAUAAACUCUUCUGUUGAGAUUUAUUUCCAGAUGGGUUCAGUUUCCAUGAGAACAAAGGCUAUGGCUGAUCUCUUUGAAUACAUUGUUUCUGAGCCAUUUUACAAUGAGCUCAGGACAGAUGAGCAGUUAGGGUAUUCUGUUGAUUGUGGCACUAAAGUGUCACGAGAUGUAGUGGGCUUUUCCUUCACUGUUAAAUCUUCCAAGCAUAAUCCACCUUAUUUGCAGGACAGAAUAGAUGCAUUUAUUGCCAGAUGGAUCCAAACUCUUGAACAUAUGAGUGAGAAGGAAUUCCAAUACUACAAAAGCACAUUGCUAGCAAAUAAGUUAGAGAAACGUUCUCUUGAGCAAGAAACUUAUUGGUAUUGGAAUGAAAUUUUAAAAGGAACAUAUCUAUUUGAAGGAUAUAAGCUUGAAGUAGAUGAGCUGAGAAAAUUAGCAAAGCUAGAUAUUGUUGGUUGGUGUACUUCUCACUUAAACCCUAAGUCUGCAGACUGCACAAGGGUUAGCAUUCGUGCAUGGGGUUGCAAUUCUAGACAGAAGCAGAACACAAUAUCAACUUUAUAGACAGUAUUAAAUGAUGUAUCAAAGGAUUUCACCACAUAACAGUAGUGUAGUGUUUUCUUUUCA